This is a messenger RNA of Fukomys damarensis (Damara mole-rat), 3759 nucleotides long. It is a transcript of the gene Fam171a1, whose product is annotated as family with sequence similarity 171 member A1. Gene Ontology annotation, cellular component: plasma membrane. Lineage: Eukaryota; Metazoa; Chordata; Mammalia; Rodentia; Bathyergidae. The record is from RefSeq and is a predicted model, not a curated record. The coding region runs from base 278 to 2575 and encodes 765 amino acids. The transcript is spliced from 7 exons. Gene Ontology annotation, biological process: regulation of cell shape; stress fiber assembly.
GGUGACCCUGAAGGUACACAUCAGUGACGCCAGCACCCACCAGCCCAUCCCGGAUGCGCUCAUCGAGAUCUUCGCCAACCAGGUCUCCAUUGCCUCGGGCACUUCGGGAACAGGUGGCAUCGCCUUCAUCAGGUUCCAGUACAAACUGGGCAGUCAGCUGAUUGUCACCACCACAAAGCAUGCUUAUGUGCCAAACUCUGCCCCUUGGAAGCCCAUCCGCUUACCUGUAUUUUCUUCGCUGAGCCUUGGUCUGCUUCCGGAACGAUCUGCUACUCUAAUGGUCUAUGAAGACAUUGUCCAAAUAGUAUCAGGAUUCCAAGGUGCCAGGCUACAGCCUCGUGUUCAUUUCCAAAGAAGGGCUCUGCGCUUGCCUGAGAACACCAGCUACAGCGACCUCACUGCAUUCCUCACAGCUGCCAGCUCUCCCUCGGAAGUGGACAGCUUUCCUUAUUUGCGAGGAUUAGACGGAAAUGGAACAGGAAACAGUACCAGGUAUGAGCUGACCCCUAUCACGGCUGUCAGCAUCCACUUGCUGAGCAGUAAUGGAACCCCAGUGCUGGUGGACGGUCCCAUCUACGUCACUGUGCCCCUAGCCACACAGAGCAGCCUGAGGCACGAUGCCUAUGUUGCAGCAUGGCGGUUUGACCAGAAGCUGGGAACGUGGCUGAAGAGUGGUCUGGGCCUGGUGCAUCAGGAGGGCAGCCAGCUCACGUGGACAUACAUUGCCCCCCAGCUGGGGUACUGGGUGGCAGCCAUGUCUCCUCCCAUCCCAGGUCCCAUCGUAACACAGGACAUUACCACGUAUCACACGGUGUUUCUUUUGGCCAUUUUAGGAGGAAUGGCUUUCAUACUUCUGGUUUUGCUGUGUCUCCUUUUAUAUUAUUGCAGGAGGAAGUGCUUGAAACCCCGUCAGCACCACAGAAAGCUGCAGCUUCCCACGGCGCUGGAGAGUUCCAGAAGGGACCAGUCCACUUCCAUGUCACACAUCAACUUGCUGUUUUCUCGGCGGGCAUCAGAAUUCCCUGGCCCACUGUCUGUCACCAGCCAUGGACGCCCAGAGGCCCUGGGAACAAAGGAGCUGAUGAGCGGGGUCCAUUUAGAAAUGAUGUCCCCCAGCGGAGAGGGGGACCUGCACACGCCCAUGCUGAAGCUCUCCUAUAGCACCUCUCAGGAAUUCAGCUCCCGAGAGGAGCUGCUGUCCCACAAGGAAGAAAACAAAAGCCAAACCUCCUUUGACAACCUGACACCGAGUGGGACACUGGGGAAGGACUACCACAAGUCCAUGGAGAGUUUUCCCUUGAAAGCCAGAAAACCUGUGGGAAGAGAAGGCUACGAGUCCCCCGGCAACGAGGAUUACAGGGGCAGUUACAACACUGCGCUCUCUCAGCCUUUAUUUGAAAAGCAGGACAGAGAAGGGCCGGCAUCCACAGGAAGCAAACUCACCAUUCAGGAACACAUAUACCCCACGCCUUCGUCUCCAGAAAAAGAGCAGCUGCUGGACCGCAGACCCACUGAAUGUAUGUCAAGAUCAGUCGAUCACCUGGAGAGACCUACAUCUUUCCCAAGGCCAGGCCAGUUGAUCUGCUGUAGCUCUGUGGACCAGGUCAAUGACAGUGUGUACAGAAAAGUGCUCCCAGCCCUGGUCAUUCCUGCUCAUUACAUGAAACUCCCAGGGGACCACUCCUACGUCAGCCAGCCUCUGGUUGUCCCAGCAGACCAGCAGCUAGAAAUUGGGAGACUACAGGCUGAGCUUUCUAACCCUCAUGCGGGGAUCUUCCCACACCCAUCCGCUCCGAUGCAAGGCCAGCCUCUGUCUUCCCAGGCCAUCUCACAACAGCACCUGCAGGAUGCAGGCACUCGGGAGUGGAGCCCUCAGAACACAUCCAUGUCAGAGUCUUUGUCCAUCCCAGCAUCUUUGAAUGAUGCGGCUUUGGCUCAAAUGAACAGUGAGGUGCAGCUUCUGACUGAGAAGGCACUGAUGGAACUUGGGGGUGGGAAGCCACUUCCACACCCCCGGGCCUGGUUCGUCUCCCUGGAUGGAAGGUCCAACGCUCAUGUCAGACAUUCAUACAUUGAUCUCCAAAGAGCUGGAAGGAAUGGAAGUAACGAUGCCAGUUUGGACUCCGGGGUGGAUAUGAAUGAACCAAAAUCUGCCCGGAAGGGAAGGGCAGACCCUUUGUCUCUCCAGCAGAGCCACCCUGCUGUCCAGGAGCACCGGCAGGAAGAGCCCAGAGCCCCGGACAGCACCGCCUACACGCAGCUGGUGUACCUGGAGGACAUAGACCAGAGCGGCAGUGAGUGCGGGACCACCGUGUGCACACCCGAGGACAGUGCGCUGCGGUGCCUACUGGAAAGCUCAAGUCGGAGAAGUGGGGGGCAGUUGCCCAGCCUGCAGGAGGAGACCACCAGACGAACGUCAGAUGCACCCCCGGAGCCAUUAACCAGUCCCCACCAGAGGAGAUCUGCUCAUGAGGAAGAGGAAGAGGAUGACGAUGAUGAUGACCAAGGAGAAGACAAGAAGAGCCCCUGGCAGAGACGGGAGGAGAGACCCCUCAUGGCAUUUAACAUCAAGUGAGCAGUGCGCUGUAGGACCACUCACUGGAACAGAAGAUGCCGGAUGCCCUGUCUUACCUGUUUGUAGAGGAGGUUGACCAGUGACCGCAGCAGAAGUGGACACUGCAGUAUUGAUGGCAGAAAGGAAGGGAAGCUGUUGCUCGGAAUAGAAUAUGACUGACCCACGAUGCACCCAGGGUGGGGCCAGAAGAAACGUCUAGAUGUCGUUCCCGGACUUGAUGUGUCUGUCACAGCCAGCGACGCCAGAAAACUGCACGUGACGUUCUGUGUCCCAGGGGUCGCCUCGGUUCUCCUUCAGAUUCUGGGAACAGAAGAUGUUCUUUUUGCAUUGCCUGAAUCCAUUGUAAGUCGAUAAUGCUACCGUGAAGUUAUUCCUGGGAUGUUAGGGUAGCACUUAGUGUCCCAAGGUAGGCAUUAUCUCAAGGAAAAGCUAUGCAUCGCUGCUUUGUUUGACUUACUUUGCUUAGGUUUUGCUUUGCUUAGGUUUUCUUCUUUUUUGAAAAAAUACAAUUUGGUUGUACAAAAUUUUAUUCCCUCAUUUUAAUCUAGUCUCCUUCACAGUGUUUUAUUUCAGUGUCUCCCUUCAGGAACUCCUGCGUGUCAUCUCCUAACACCCAAGGCUCUAAAUGAAAUUGUACUGAAAUUUUUAUCAGAUAAGAGUCUUUCAAUUCUGGUCCCAUUAACUCCAAGUGCCUUUUUUUACAGUGAAAACAGACAGUCCUUCAUUGUUUUGGUUUUUCUUAACCCCUUUAAUUGAACUGCCUGGAUUUUAUAUAAAGUUAUAAAUGAUGCCCCUUUUCUUUAAACUGCAUGCUGCCAAGUGCCAUUCGUGCUCAGCAUCCUCUGUUCAGCGCAGUGUACUCUAGUUAUCAUUGUGUAAUGUGGGUUUUGUUAGCUAAGAUAGACUAGAGGACACUUUAGCGAUGCCCUUCCCUCUUCGUCCCUUUGGCACUAGCCGCUAUUAUGGUUUUUCUGGCUGUUUGUAUAUAUAACUGCGUAUUAUCUCUGGAAUCUUAUGGGCUUAUCUUGCUCACCAAACAUGAGAGUAUGGAGCAAGGGGACUGAAUGUGACUAUUAAAGAAAUCUUAUUGUACUAUCCAAAAGUGCCAGAAUGACUCUUCUGUGCAUUCUCCUUAAAGAGCUGCUUGGUUAUCCAAAAAUGAAAGAUUCAAAAUAAACUCAAAA